This is a messenger RNA of Cryptococcus amylolentus CBS 6039, 1443 nucleotides long. RefSeq lists its product as hypothetical. Gene Ontology annotation, cellular component: cytoplasm; ribose phosphate diphosphokinase complex. Lineage: Eukaryota; Fungi; Basidiomycota; Tremellomycetes; Tremellales; Cryptococcaceae. Gene Ontology annotation, biological process: ribonucleoside monophosphate biosynthetic process; 5-phosphoribose 1-diphosphate biosynthetic process; purine nucleotide biosynthetic process. The record is from RefSeq and is a predicted model, not a curated record. Gene Ontology annotation, molecular function: magnesium ion binding; ribose phosphate diphosphokinase activity. Bases 427 to 1314 code for a protein of 295 amino acids. The transcript has 6 exons.
AUUGCAUUACCCCCACCUUUUCGCACAAAAACCACCCCUCGCCCGCCCAGCACAGCCCAGCAAGCACCAUGCACCAGAUCGGAAACUCCAUCAAAUUGCUGACCGGUACGUCGAAUUUUUUUGGGCGAAAUUGGUCCAGCGCUUGGCGAGGGAGCGUCUUUUUUUGGUCGCGUGGUGAAUUAUGAUCAAAAGAGCUGCAAAUAGUGUAGGAGGUAUGGGAUUGGACGCUAACCUGUGGGCUAUGCAGGCAACGCUCACCCCAAGCUUGCUGAAGCUGUGGCUGCCAGACUCGGUAUUCCCCUCACUCCUUGCCACGUCUCCAAGUUCCUCUCCCUCGAAACCAGUGUCCAGAUCCACUCUUCCGUGCGAGAUGAAGACGUCUUCAUCAUCCAGUCCCCCUCGCCUCCUGAUGUGAACGACCACCUGAUGGAGCUGCUUAUCAUGAUCUCUGCUUGCAAGACGGCGAGUGCCAAGAGGAUCACAGCUGUCAUCCCUUGCUACCCGUAUGCCAGGCAGGACAAGAAGGACAAGUCCCGAGCUCCCAUUACCGCCAAGCUUGUCGCCAACCUCCUUGCCGUCGCUGGUGCCGACCAUGUCAUCACCAUGGACCUCCACGCUUCCCAGAUCCAGGGUUUCUUUGACAUCCCCGUCGACAACCUCUUCUCCGAGCCAACGAUGAUGCAAUAUAUUAAGACCGAGAUCCCAGAGUGGAGGGACGCUAUCAUUGUGUCUCCGGAUGCGGGUGGUGCCAAGAGAGCGACUGCUCUGGCGGACCAGCUCAAUCUGGAUUUCGCCCUCAUCAACCGUAAACGUCGGCGCGACAUGGCCGCCUCCCUCUGUCUCCCUACCGUCCCCCCUACCCCAGUCGGCUCCGCCCCCAACUCUUCCGCUUCGUCUUCUUCCGAUGGAGAGUACUUUAAUGAUGCGGAUGACCAGAGCGGUAUCGUGGAGAAGAUGGAGCUGCUGGUCGGCGAUGUGAGGGGGAAGGUGGCGAUCUUGAUCGAUGACAUGGUCGACACGGGACACACUGUCCGUCUUGCUGCUGGUGUGUUGAGGGAUAACGGUGCCAAGGAGGUUUACGCUUUGAUCUCUCACGGUCUCCUCUCGGAAACAACAAUGGACAACCUCCGCGACCUCCCCGUCAAGAAGCUCAUCGUCACCAACUCUAUCGAUCAGUCGUCCCGUGUCGAGGCUUGCAACGGCUUGCUCGAGACGCUGGAUAUUGCGCCAGUGAUUGCGGAGAGUAUCAGGAGGACGCAUAACGGAGAGAGUAUCUCGGCGUUGUUCAGGCCGAAUGAUGUCUUUGCUUUCUAAGCGCAGGAUGUCUGAGAAGUCGAGAAGGGAUAAGGGAUAGAAAGGGUUCUGUGAGAGAGGUGUAUGAUAGAAAUGUAGGAUAAGGCUGGGUGAACGUUUCUUCUGAAUGGACUGGAUGUCUGACUGGAA